GCGCCGCGAUGGGAUGCUCUGCACGAUGGCACCAAGACAUCCGAUGGCAAGCUCUGCUUCGCCGACGCACCGGAGUUCACCCCGUCGCUGACGCCAGCCGAGUGCAUCCGUAAGGGCAUCUUUGGAGGCUGCUACUUCAACCCUCGAGGUGGCAAGGCUGGUAUCUUCUCGCGCGACAUCGCCAUCGACCACGCCGAGUUCCCAGCCGAGUGGUUUGAGGCCGAUGAGAGCCUGUACCUCUCGCGCCGCUACAACGUGACGACCAACGCCUAUCGAGUCAAGUCUGGCUUCGGGCAGAGGGAGUGGGAGAGCAAGGGCUGGAUCCAUGCCCAAGACCCGAGGGGCUGGUUCCAGUGGUACUGCCGCUUCUUCUGCGGCCGACGCUCUGCAGACGACGCGCGCCAGAUCGCCCGCUGGCGCGCGUGCGCCUCGAGCCGCGGCCGGUGGCGCAACCAGCUGUGCGGCGCGGUCCAGAGGGGCUCGGGGCGUUGGGACGACGUGGCCGUCAGCCCC
Messenger RNA from Emiliania huxleyi CCMP1516, 513 nucleotides. RefSeq lists its product as hypothetical. Lineage: Eukaryota; Haptophyta; Isochrysidales; Noelaerhabdaceae. The transcript has a single exon. The record is from RefSeq and is a predicted model, not a curated record. The annotation marks the transcript as partial.